This is a messenger RNA of Rhizopus microsporus ATCC 52813, 719 nucleotides long. RefSeq lists its product as uncharacterized. Gene Ontology annotation, molecular function: inositol phosphoceramide synthase regulator activity. The transcript is spliced from 5 exons. Bases 12 to 578 code for a protein of 188 amino acids. Lineage: Eukaryota; Fungi; Mucoromycota; Mucoromycetes; Mucorales; Rhizopodaceae. Gene Ontology annotation, biological process: inositol phosphoceramide metabolic process. Gene Ontology annotation, cellular component: inositol phosphoceramide synthase complex; Golgi membrane. The record is from RefSeq and is a predicted model, not a curated record.
GUUUAUAUAUAAUGCCAUUUACAAAAGGAAAGUAUUGCUGUGGUUUUGUUCCGAUUAAGACAGGUGUUGUCUUAAUCACAUUGUUUGGAAUUUUGAAUAAACUAUCUGGUUUCUAUGGAAUUUUAUCAUUUGAUUUUACAGACAACACAGCGACUGCAGGCUACGUUUAUUCUCUACUAGCCAUUGUUAUCUUUGUACAAGGUUUAUAUGGAUUACACAGCGAAAAUGUUCGAACAUUUCGAUGGUAUACCAUGUUCUUUUGGUUAGAUUCGUUUAUCAGCAUUAUAUGGACUAUUCAUACUGGUAUCACUUGGUACAUCUAUACAGAUCACAGUUUACCUGAAUUAGAGAAUGAUCCAGCCAAGAAGGAAGAACAUGAUAGAGUAUUUGAUAUGGAAAAGUAUGUUGGUAUAGCCGUGUUAGUCGCAUUGAAUUUGAUUCAUCUAUACUUUGCCUUUAUUGUCACUCGUUUCUAUAAGGCCAUGAUUCAUAAAUCCAAUUAUACAAAAGUACCAACCGAACAAAUCGAUUUAGAAGAACGCUCAAAUGAAGCUCCACCCAAGCAAGCCCUUGAUUGAUAAAAGAUUAUCAAUUUUAAAUUCCGUAAUGGUAAGACAGCAUGACUGUUGAUCUCAUUUUUUUUCAUCUCUAUCUUCACUCCAUAUAUAGUAGUUUAAUCUUUCCAUAAUAAAUAUUAUAAACCGGGUCAAGCAUCUCUU